AGCUCAGAGCUUCAAAGAAGAAGCAGUAGCGUCACCGAACCCUGCAGCACAGCUGCGGAUAGAGGCCCUUCAGCACUGUUCUGUUAUUCUCAAACACCUAAACGUCCAAUCUUGGACCAAACUUUGUAGGACUGUUUGUUGAACCUUAAUCUAUAGUGACCAGCAGACUGAGGCGAGAGAGAUACGUUUGAGUUCCUUUGGUAAGAAAGGAUGGCGCUCCAGAAGACUGGCGUAUUGGUGUUCGUGAUCUUAAUGGUGUCGCCUGCAGAGGCACAAGACGUCCUGUACGACCCAAGAUUCUGCUACUUUUUGGAUCUGUUCCUGUUGAUCUACGGCAUUAUAAUUACAGGAAUGUUUCUGCGUGAGAGAUGCUUCAAAAGCAAACAACAGAAGGACAUUGUUUAUGAAGAUCUAAGAGGUGGACGCGCCACUUAUGAUCAACUGAAGCAGAGAGAUGUUGAGGGUGGACAAGGCCGUCGGAACCGCAGGGACCCAGAAGACACAUAUACGCGCCUGCAAAAGAAGACAGACGACACGUACAAAGAGAUCACUGUGAAGAAAGAUCGUGGCCGAAAUGACCAAGUGUAUCAGGGCCUGAGUGCUGCAACCAAGGACACCUACGAUUCACUCCACAUGCAGCCUUUGCCCCCACGUCGCUAACACGCGAACACGGCUGUUAAGUAACGUACUAAGAGUUAGAAUAGUGCAGUCCAGCUCAACAACCUGCAUUACAUAUGAUAUCAUACUUACUCUCUUAGAAAAUGCCAUUCAACUGUCUUACUAAGCUUGCUGACAUUGAGUGAUCACGGGAGACCAGUUGAUAUAGACAGAGAAUUGUUAUAUUCUGUAAAUACAAUAUAAGUAAGCCUCUAAUGUGUAAAAACUGUAACCUUUGAACCAUUUUAACCCUCCUGUUAUUAUAAAAUUUACUAAGACCCUUUAUCCACAUGAGCAAUUAGACUUAAGUAAUCUAAACCUCCAGAAAAGAGUGUUAAUAAAGUAAAUAAAUUAUAUUAGCUUCAUUUAUGCAUAACUAUCAGUGUAUCAGUAUUGUGUUGUUAGGUUAGGCUUAGACUUACCCAGAUAGCAAUCAGUCAUUUUGAAAGAUUUAGUCAAAUGAGAUCCUGAUUUAUGUUGUAUCUGGUGUGAUACGACAUUAAACAAAAAUUCCAAGAGUCCCAGUUCAAAAAUAGCUUUGCCAGUUAUUCAAAGAAUCUUCCGUUCUAAAGUGGUUUUGGAAUGCAAUAGAUAAUGAAAAAAUAAAGAAAAAGAAAGCAAAUGUUAAGGGAAAAAUUUCACAUAAAACAGUGAGGCUUCAGAGUUCUGUAACCAUCAUCUGUAGAAACUUCCAGAGUGACUUCCAGAGUUCGAGCCCAACUAUAUCAUCCAUUUUAACUGGGAAGUCAAAAUUUCCUAGUUCCGAGUAUCAUAUUUUAACUCGUAGGGGUUCGUACAGGUUGGAAUUCCUACUUUUACUAUCGUAAGACCCUCAUUGUAAAGUGUUAACCUUUAAUUUGCUGGACCAAGGCUUAAAACUGUAAAUUCUGCUUUUGAAACAUUAUAAUCUGAUAUAUAAAACAAGGUAAAGGUGUAGUUAGCUAAUUAAUUAAUGUUAGGUAGCUAAACUUUUCAGUUACGUCCAAGCUUUUUUACCAAAGUACUGUAAAGGUAAUUUAGCCGACCCUUUAAAAUAUUUACAUGCAGUUAGAUAUACAUGACCAGUAUAUUAUCAGUAAUUUCUUAGACAAUGAAAAUUUUUAGCACUAAUUAUGAAAUCAUUUUCUCCAUCCCUUAGGAGAGGCAGCAGACUGUAACGAUCUGUCUGUAGAAACUUCCUACAGGUUGGAAUUCCUAUUCAGAAAGCUGGGAUCCAAGUUCAGAAUCCAAGAUGGCGGCCUGAACAUCAACAGUAGUAAACAGGAGUAGUAUUAUAUCGUUAUUUAUCACUUCUCUCUAUCAACGUCUCAUUAAAUCAGUCACAGUAGCGUUAUGUCCGCAUUUAGAUACUAGAACUGAUAUAACAAUUUAACCUUAAUAAAAAAAAGAUUCUGAUUAAAAUUAAAUUAGGGUCAUGACAAGACAGGGUCAAAAAAUAACGUUUUGAUAAAACAUUGAAUUGAGUCUUGAACUGAACUUGAACUUACCCAAAAGAUAACAGGAGGGUUAAAAUACUUUAAAACUGCAACUUAACUAAAUGUACACAAAAAAUGGAGUAGAGUAGUUUGGUAUAUAACUCAAACUAUAUUCAUGAAUAAUCAAGGACACAUAUUUAUAUAUUUCUUGUGAAGGGCAUUUUUAUUUUCCUGAGUCUGUGCAGUUCACACAGUAUUUAGUGAGGAAACAUGUAGAGUUUCAUGUGGUUGACGGUUUGCCGUACAACAUAUAUCUAGCCUAACAAACUAUUUCAAGAACACCGAAUGAGGAGGACAAGAAUAAAAAGUUUCCAUUCAGCUUUAGAUAUUUCUGUUUGCACAAACAAAGUCAAGUCUUUUUGGUGUCAGCAGUGUUUUUUAUUUUCUUUUUUUCCAGAUCUAUUUUUAUGAUACUGAACCUAUACUGAGAAUUUAUUUGUAUUUGCUGUAAUUGUACUGCUUUAUUUUGCAAUAUCUUGCUAUAGAAAUAUCUUGCAUAGAAACUCUUGUUCUUUCAAGGAGCUUUGUGUGUACAUUUAUUUUUAGGUAUAUAAUGGUUUUGACAUGCACUCAUCAUUAAAAGAAAAAAGAAGGAUAUGUUACAGUGCUAUUUGGAGCCAAGAUAAAGGUAACCAGGAAUAACAUAUUUAAAAAAUGUAAACUGAAAGGGACUAUAUUUAUUGAGCUCACAUACAGAAGUAGCGUAGGGUAAAGUGUGGAACAUGUAAUGCAAUAUGCCAGAUGUCCUGGAAUGGAGUUCCUAAUAAUGUCCUGCAAUGAUCCAUCUUGUGCAGUUUGAAUAUUCCUGUAGAUAUUUUAUCUCACAUUUUCAAUGGUUGAUCGGUCUGGCGAUGUGGCUGGCCAUGGCAUAGCAUCUGUUACUUUAAAGGAGAACUCUGGUGCAAAAUAAACUUUGGGUGUAUUAAAAUGUGAUAAAAAGUACUUAACUUUGUUGAAAAGCCCAACUCUGCUCUCCCGCAGCUUUCUGAGAUCCAAUAUUUUGUGCUCUUUGCCCAAACAGAAUUUUAGAUGAUACGGGGCAUGUCUUGUGCCUGCAGAUAAAUCGCUUUUUCGCCGUUAUCCAGAAUCAAAGUAGCUCCACACUUCAGGUAGAAUUUGGAGAGCCCUGACAUUUAAAACAAGGCAUUAACAACGAUAAAAGUGCACAAGAAGUUUAUUAAAAACACUGUUUACAUCCUAUAGUGUAGGUAAAUCUCUGGGCGACGCCAUCUUGAAUUUAAGUUACAAUAAGUCUGCAUUUGAGCACGAAUAGUAAAACAUUUUAACAAAGUUUAUGUAAUUUGUUGUUGGUUUUUUGUAUUCUAAUAUCGACAGUAACCAGAUGUUUUUUUUUAGCAACAGCUGGAAUUCAUGCAUUUCCAAACAAUUAUUUUUGCAAUCUGCUCAAUUAUCCUACCUAUUCGUUCUUGCUCGACGGUUGACUUAUUGUGUCUUAGAUUUAAGAUGGCGGCGCCCGGAGAUUUACCUAUGCUACGGGAUGUAAACAGUGGCUUUGAAUAAACUUCUUGUGCAGUUUUAAAGUUCUAAAUGCCUUGGUUUCAAUGUCAGGGCUCUUCAGAAUCCACAAUGAAGUGUGGAGCUACUUUGAGUCUGGAUAACGGUGUAAAAAGUGAUUUAUUUGCAGGCGCAAGACAUGCCCCAUAUCACUCAUUCUAAAGCCUGUUUGGGCAAAGUAGACAAGACACUGGAUCUUAGGAAGCUGCUGGAGAGCAGAGGUGGGCUAUUCAACAAAGGUUCUUCUUACCACGUUUUAAUACACCCAAAGCCAUUUCACACUGGAGUUCUCCUUUAAGGUAAGUUCCUGCCUUGGCAGCAGUAUGUGGACAAGCAUUGUACUGUUAGAAUAGUAUGGAGCCCCUAAAGUGACAUCAUAUAUUUAAAAAAUAAUGUGUGGGAACAAGAUAGUUAAAGUUUGGGAACAAGAUCAUUAAGGCAUGGCCACGACUUAUUAAGGCGUGGAAAUUAGUUAAUUAAAUCUAGCUUGCUUUCUGUAAAUUAAUGCCCAUGAAGAAACUAAACAUUACAUCGAAGCUUUACAUCGAUAAUCUUUUGUAAAACAAAAAAAAAUGGAGAGUGAAUUGGUUUCUUUUUAUUUUCAUCUUGGAAUGAAUUAUGGUGAUAUUUUAGAGUCUCUUGCAAUGAGACUUGGCAUAAAUAAUAAAAGACACUUAAUUCUCAUACUAAAAGCUGAUUGGCUCAGACGCAGACAGUAUGCAGUAUCUGUUUACCUUCGUUAGGCAGUCAUAUUGUGCACAACCCCUGGGAGCUGCUUGCUUUGUUAGCUGCGAAACAAAAGGACCUUGUGCCCACGCCUUAAUGGCUACAAUUUAAUUAACUUCUUUCCCACACCUUAAUAAGUCAUGGCCACGCCUUAAUUAUCUCGAUCCCACGCAUUAGGAUCUCGUUCCAAUACCUUAUUGAUGGUGUCUCCCUGAUGCCUGCAAGUAAUCUACAAUAUCAUUUUAUAUAGGGCCACUUACGCAUAGAAAGUGAGUAGUCAAUAAAGUGAGUAUGACAUACAGAUAAUCCUGUUUGGCUUCUUCUUUUGCUCAGUAGACCAAUCAGUGUGAUAGGAUGCAACCUGCAGUCAUAAAAUGUCCUCUCUAUUAAAUAUUCCUCAGUCAGCUGUCAGUGAUAUUAUAACAAAGUGGAAGCGACUGGCAACGACAGCAACUCGCUCUGUUAACAUAAAAUAAGAGCGCGGUCAGCGGAUGCUGAGGUGCAUAGUGCACAGUGGUCACCAACUUCCUGCAGAAUUAAUCACUGCAAACCUCAAAACUGCAUGUAGCUCUUAGAUUAGCGCAAUAACAGUGUAAAGAGUAGAGAGAGCUUCAUGAAAUGGGUUUCCAUGGCCAAGCAGCCAUGGUCCAUCCAAGUGAUUGUGAUUCCAUACCUUCAGUGAGGAGUCCUGUUCUUAUCUAUGGUGCGCUACACCGUUAGGAACAUUUACAACUCCAUGCAGAGACUGCUGGCCUUACACGUGCAUUACCUCCUGCUUUUAUAUGUGUGGCUCAAUAAAUAUUGCUUUUUUGCUCCUGAAAACCUUUUAACAUCCUUUAAAAAAGCAAUCCAAACCUAAUUUUGGAUGAUGAGUUUUUAUGCUAAUGUAUGACUUUUAGAUAAUCCAUCCAAACAAAUAACUGUAACCAUAUUUUUGGAUUAUAAAGCACACCGGAUUAUAAGGCACACUAUCAAUAAACUUUUAUUUUUUGGUCUAAAAUACGAAAUAUAACAAUAGCAUAUUUAGAAAAGGACAGCGUAUUACAUCAUUACUGAAAUUCAAAUUGUUAAAGCAGCCUAAUUUAUGUAUAUUGUUGCU
Astyanax mexicanus (Mexican tetra) is the source of this 5472-nucleotide messenger RNA. RefSeq names its product CD247 molecule (gene cd247). The transcript is spliced from 8 exons. Gene Ontology annotation, cellular component: membrane. Gene Ontology annotation, biological process: cell surface receptor signaling pathway. NCBI's taxonomy places the organism in Eukaryota, Metazoa, Chordata, Actinopteri, Characiformes, Acestrorhamphidae. Gene Ontology annotation, molecular function: transmembrane signaling receptor activity. The coding region runs from base 211 to 660 and encodes 149 amino acids. The record is from RefSeq and is a predicted model, not a curated record.